Molecule: messenger RNA, 2417 nt
Organism: Malus domestica (apple)
Lineage: Eukaryota; Viridiplantae; Streptophyta; Magnoliopsida; Rosales; Rosaceae
Biological process (GO): regulation of asymmetric cell division
Source: RefSeq, a predicted model, not a curated record
UAGAUCCCUGAAGCGAUGGCGAAGACGAAGAUGAUGGAAUUCUUCUAGAGAGAGAAACAGAGGAGCUCAUUGACGAUCAGAUUGGGUUGCAGAGCAGAGCAGAGGCAGUUUAACUCCGCAUUGUAUGCUCCACUGCGCCGCCACACGCCUUAACACUUCCAAAUUUCUGGCGUCGGCGUUUCCGGCGAGUCAAAGUUUCGGCCUUUACUUGUUUUCAGCUAGGAUUUGGCGUUUGGCGUCGUGAUCAUGGGGCGGUGAGGCCUGUUUGGAAGGCAGGAAAUUUUUGUGGGAUUUUCACGGGAAAGUAGACAGUUGUUUCUGAAGAGAGGAAGAGAAAGCUGCUGGUUUCAGUAAAAAGGGUCCAUGCUUGAAAAUAUCGCUUGCCGUAGCUUUAAAGCUUUCAACUGCAGUUCGCAAUCUAUGUAAACCAUGAAACUUGGGAGAAAAUGAAUGCUAUGGUGUUCAGAUUUCCCUGGCACUGAUAAUUUUGAUGUACUUGCAGAGAGAGAACCAGUGUUUGGUCACUUACCUAUAAGCCACAUGCCUGAUUCGAAUCCUUUUAAUUGUAAUGACAUUACUCUGGACUCCGCGGGAUUACAGUCAACAAGUCAGAAUAGGGAGAAGGAAUCGGAUUAUUAUAUGGACAAAAGUGUUACGGAAUGUGAACUGCCUGAAUUGAUAAUUUGUUACAACGAUAGCAGUUGUAAUACAAUUAAGGACAUCUGUAUUGAUGAGGGAUUGCCUUCCCAAGACAAGAAUUGGGUUGAAACCGGGUUGGAUGAGAAGGCAUGCUGCACCUAUUUACCUCCUGAUGAGGAUCAGAAUAAGCAAAUGCAUGAAGAACAAUUGGAUAUUGUUAUUACCUUUCCAGAUGAUUUUAAAUCUACUGCAAAAAAUGAUUUAGAGAAGGGGUUUUCCAUUGCUUGCAAUUCCAAGGAGCCAAUGGAGAGAGGCGAUGCUAUAAAUGAUGGAUCAGAGAGGACUGCAAUUGACGUUUCCAAAGAAGAUUCUUGCCCGGAAAAUGUGCAAGGGUUUGGUGCAGGGAACCCUCACUCCAAGUCUUCUAAUAAGGACAGCAAUGAAGCCGAACAAGAGACUAUUCAGAUUUCAAGGGAAAUAGCAAAGACUGAGAGCCCUGCUUUGGUUUCAGAAACUGAAGAGUCUAACCAUAUUGAGAAGGAAGCAUUGUUUUCUGCAGCUGAAGAAUCAAAUUGCCUUCUCGGUGAGUUAUCUGGCAAUAGCAAGGCAGAGAGCGGAAACAUUACUUCUGCUUUGGACGUUUCAGCACAUGUAUCCAUUACCACAGAUGUGUGUCCUCAAAAUGGUGUAUGCAAUAUGCCUAUAGAUGAUGAUAGUCAUGAUGAAUGCCAAUUUCAUCAUUGUCUAGCACCUGUGGUUACUGGAAGAGAAGAGUGUCCUGAGAAUGGUGUACAUCUCGAUACUUCAAAUACGUUCAACGUUGGUGGUGACAUUUCUGAUCCAAUGAUUGUUUCAAGCCAAGUUGAACAUCGUUUAGCACCCGUGGUUACUGGAAGAGAGGAGUGUCCUGAGAAUGGUGUCUGUCAACAUCUUGAUGCUUCAAACACGUCCAAGGUUGAUGAUGACAUUUCUGAUUCAAAGAUUGUUUCGAGACAGGUUCAACAUUAUUUAGCUCCUUCGACUAUUGCCAGAGAUGAGUGUCCUCAGAAUGGCGUCUGUCAAGGUCUCGAAACUACAAAUACAACCAAGGUUAAUGAUGACACUUCUGAUUCAAAGAUUGUUUCAAGCCAGGUUCAUCAUUGGUUAUCUCCUGAAACUUCAUAUAUAUCCAUGGUUGAAGAUGUGAAUGCUGAUGCACACAAUGCUCCACUCCAAUUUCAACGCAGUCUAGGAGAGUCAAGUUUCUCAGCAGCUGGUCACUUCUCGAGCCUCAUAACCUCAGGUCCCUAUUCCGGCAAUGUCUCCCUCCGAUCAGAAAGCAGCACCACCAGCACCCGCUCAUUUGCCUUCCCUGUAUUACAGUCCGAGUGGAACAGCAGUCCAGUUAGAAUGGCGAAAGCUGACCGGAGUCAUUUGCGGAAACAUAGGGGUUGGAGGGGUUGUUUUCUUUGCUGUAGCUUCUGAUUCUCUCCGAACGCUUCCAUCUAACCGUAGUUAUUAAGUUUAGCCAGAGUAAAUGCUUCAUCAUAGUUUUAUCACAUCUUUUAAAUUAUCAUCGUCAAUAUAUACAUCAUAUUUUCUGCGGCUUGGGAUGUAAUUUGCAGUAGGUUUAGAGGAGUGUCAUGCUUUUUGUUAUGCGUGCGCUUUAAGGUGUAAGCAAUGACUUAUUAUUUUCUCUUUAAUUUUUCAUCCGUUAUUUUUUUUCCCCCAUUUUCUUUCUCUUUUGGAAAGAACAAGAAGAAUCUUGUUUAUAUUGAGCUUGGGAUGGUUUAUGGGUA